AUGCAACGUCUCCGCUUUGCGCGUCAGAUCGUGUGGAAAGUCUCACGCGUUUUUGAACUCUUGAGUAAUUACACAGCGAUGAAUCAUAACGCCGAAAUAAUCGCAUAAUCAGGGAUUCCAGGCGGUUCUUUCAGUACUGGGAAUGAAACAGCAGAGGGACGCGGACUGUUAGGACGUGUCGGGGCGGAAUCGGAUGUUGUUUAGGUUCGCUGAGGCCGGUGGUCAGUGUGUUUGACAGAAUGACAGGCGCGGUUCUUGUUUUCUCAGUGCAAACGCUGUAGAGUCGCGGGUGUGUUCGCCUUCCUUCAUGUUUAUUAGGGCUCCAGUGUGUUUCAGUGCCGCGAUGAUCCGGCAGGCUUUGGUGCGCUCGCUUGCGACCCGUCACGCGUCCGGAGCGGGUCACCUGCACCGGCGGUUCCUCGGUACACACCGACGCAAAAUCAAACCCGAGCAGCUGGAGCUCCCGAACCAGGCGCGGGAGUUCGUGUACAGCCUGAGCCCGGCGAACCGGAGCUGCUUACUCAAGGAGCUGCAGAACUUCGAGUCCCAGACUCAAGAUUCGGGGGAAUCGUCUCCACCGACGGCGGCGCAGCUCAGAUACAUUCUCCUGCACAACGCCAUUCCCUUCAUCGGCUUCGGCUUCCUGGAUAAUGCCAUCAUGAUCGCAGCUGGCACCCAGAUUGAACUGUCCAUUGGAUUGACGCUGGGAAUAUCCACCAUGGCAGCGGCGGCUCUGGGGAAUCUGGUGUCUGAUCUGGCUGGACUCGGUUUAGCAGGUUACGUGGAGGCUCUGGCUGCGCGCUUCGGGAUGCAGAUUCCUGAUCUGACGCCGAAACAAGUCGAUAUGUGGCAGACCAGAGUCACUUCACACAUGGGUAAAGCCAUCGGCGUCGCUAUCGGAUGCAUUCUGGGAAUGUUUCCGUUGCUCUUCUUCAGCGAUGAUGAAGAUAAGGAGGAGGAGAAGAAGAAGAAUCAUCCGAAGUCAAAAUGACAGGCUUUUCUAUCAGCAUGACAACAACGAUAUUUAUAUUGGCAAAGUGAAGAAAAUCAAGCGAAAGAACAAAAGUUCAUACGGUAAACGCCAUCAAAGUAAUAAAAAAAAAUCAUUAAACAGUAGAAAGUAGCUAUUACAAGUAGUAGGUAGUUAAAAGUUUAAUCUAGAGAUGAAGACUAGAUGUUAUAAUGAGCAUGAAUUGAGUUUCUCUCUUUAUCACAAACACUAUUUUAAAGACCCGUUCACAACAAGAGCAAUAACUAUAACGAUAGUUUAAUUCGUUUUAAUAAUCACUACACACUACAAUGAUAGUGAUAACGACAGAGGAAUUAUAGAAAUCAAUUUGAACAAUUUUUACAAAACAAUCAGCCAAUCAGAAUCAAUCUUGUUUUAAAGUCACAUGUAUUUCUGCAGCGCUUUAUACAGUACAGACUGAUUCACAGCAGCUUCACGGACAUGAACAAGAUAUUUCAUCUAUUAUAAAUCUAAUCCAAAAGUUCUGCUCUCACUAAAGAUGAAUUGUCUUAACCUGAAUAUUGUUGCAGUUAUGAUUCUCGGUGUGAACGGGCCUCUCUUUACCUUUUUAUUGUUUGUUUUCACUGAUAUUUUGACUGGUUUGCUUUAGAUUUUAGCAGCAUGCGGAAAUGUUUAGUGAAGAAUGAAGUUUAUGUUAGUUGUGUUAUGUUAGAAGUGACCGGCGUCCGAGAUUAACUUCCGUCUGAACGUGGGUGAAAUAAGAGCACUUACUGGAGAUGAAUAUUUUUAAACUGUGUUCUGUAUUAUAUCUUUGCAACAUUGUGAAACAAAAACCCCGUUUUACUUUGUUAAUCUUGGACGCUGGCAGUGGCUACUAACUGUUAUAGUCACAUAUCAAUAUGAUUUCAACUGGAACUCGUUUUAUUCUGGACAGCACAAGUCUUUUUACUCUCAUAAACGAGUAUGUGAUGUUUUGCACUCCCAUCAUGCAUCUGAGACAUAAACUAAACCUCGCUGAGCUGCUGGGUCGUGACGUCAGAUGAACCCGGAGCUCUCGUGCAUCGUGGGUUUCCUCAGCAACGUGUCAAAAAUGAACGAACCGCUUGUGUUUUACUCAGUUCAGGUCACGGUUUCUGCAGCUCUUAUUUUGCGCUUUCAUAAAUUAAGGCUUAAAGUCUUAAACCACAGCAGAAAGUCAUGGCAUGAAAUGCAUGCACUGCAAAAAAUGAAUAUCCUGCUUUCCAGUACAAAUAUGUAAACUGAAAUCCUGAAAUCAAGAUGCAUUUAUUGAAGAUGCAAAAAUAGCUCAUGAAGUCUUGUUUUCUAUGGAGUGACUUUGAUUAAAAUAAGAACAAAUUUCCGUCAGUGGGGGAUGAAAAUGUUUUCCUUUUGAAUUAAGCUGAUUUUUCUGACCCCAUUGUUUUUGUUUUAAUCAUCAGCUCAUUUUCAAUUUCUCAUUAAACAAGAGUCAUAUCUUCAUUUUGUUCUUCUCCAGUAAAUCCGGUCGUCUUGAUUUAACAAUGUUUAAAUAUUUGUUUAGAUACUGGACCACAAAACCAGUCAUAAGGGUCCAUUUUUUUAUUUUAGGAUUAGAUUUAUACAUCAUCUGAAAUAAAUAAGCUUAAAUAAUAUGAAUAAAUAAGAUGAAUAAACAAGCUUUUCACUGAUGUGUGGUUUGGACAAUAUCUGUAAAAUAAAAAUCUGGAAUCUGAGGGUGCAAAAAAAUCUAAAUAUUGAGAAACACGCAUUUAAAGUUGUUCAAAUGAAAUUCUUAGCAAUGCAUAUUACUCAUCAAAAACUAGGUUUUGAUAUAUUUACUAAGGCAAUUUACAAAGUAUCUUCAUGCAACAUGAUCUUUACGUAAUAUCUUAAUGAUUUUUGGCAUAAAUGAAAAAUCAUUUUGACGCAUACAAUGGAUUUUUGGCUAUUGCUACAAAUAUACCCGUGCGAGUUAAGACUGGUUUUGUGCUCCGGGGUCACAUUUGUACUGGAAAACAAGACAAAAAUACUAAGAACAUCAGGUUUUGCUGUGUAAUCUGAAGGAUUUUAUUGUUUGGGAGGAGAGGCAUUUUUGCAAAAUGAAUAUAAUGGAGAUCUGUUGGAAGUUGUAGUUAUUUAACGUUAAAAGUGUUGCUCAUGUGAGACAUUUACAUUCAGAGAGUGAUAUAUUGUGCUCUUGUCAAUGAAUUGCUUACAUUUUCUUGACUUGGUCUUAGAAAGUCUUAAAUUUACCUUCAACAAACCUGCAGAAACCCUGCAAAUAUGCAUCACUCAGAUAUGAUUAAAUACUUUUUUGUUUUGUUUUUUAAUUUCUUUUGGUUUUGCCAAAUCAUAAUCACUCCAGUCCUAGUAAUUGAGCGUGACUGAACGAUUAAAAGGGUCAUAAAUGAAUGUGCCAGAAUGAAGGAGUGCAAUUGUGCACAAAAAAAAAAAAAAUAAAUAAUAUAAAUAAAGUAUAAAUAAAUAUAAUAAGUAUACUAUUAAAGUAUAAAUAAUAAAUUAAUAAAAACAUAAAAAAUCAUUACUUAAAAAAAGUUCUAAGCACUAAAUCUAUAUACUAGAUGUAUUUUUUAAAAAUUAAAAAAUUACUAAAACGCACAAACUGAAAUAAAAUGUAAUUAUUAUUUCAGCUAUUUUAACAUUUCUCAUUUCAUUUAAGUGCUAUAAUUAAAACUAAAAAAAAUUAUAAAAGCGCACAAAAAAUACUAAAACUUGAACUGAAAUUUUAAAACAAAAUAACUAUAGCUUUAAGAUAACACAGAUUGAAGAAGAUGUGCGUAUGAAUGUUUGCAAUGUUCUCAGUCUGAUCCUUCCUGAUGGAAACCCAUGAUUCCUCCGGGUUCAGAAGCUGAACGUCUCGAUCUCGACUCAAGAGUGCCUCCAUGUAGUUCCUGUAGCAGAUGAUUUCCGAUGUGCUGAAAUGACAUUCGUGUAAAGAUGUCGACCUCUCAUGCGGAUUAGCUGUUAUUGGCCGUUCGGACGCGGAAACGCCGUUCGAGCAGAAAUACCUCUGCGGUGAUGUUUUAGUAGUUUGAUGAUCAAAUGACUAACGGGUCAUAUAUCACGAAUAUGCCCAAAACACGUGUUACUAACUUUAGUGCAUACUUAUUAUUGGACACUAUGCAUUCUAAUAAAUAUUCAUGUAUAUAUAAUUAUUGCACAGCUGUCUCUGGGUAGUGGGCAUGGAGUCUAUUUUACAGUAUUUUGCAAAUUCUACGAUUAUUUUUGUGAGACUACACGGAAUAUUUGUACUUUUUAUAAAUUCAUUUGCCACUCCACAGAACUGGUGAAGUGAACCGUACAAGUUCAAGCACAUAGAAUAGACGUUUUUGUUCAACAAUAUUGAUUGAUGUUAUUUGUGAAUGUGCUUUUGUGAACACUGAGCUCUUAAUGUUGUAUUGCUUUCAUCAUAUUUGCUGAAUUGGCUUCCGUUAUUAGAUCCAGAUUCUCUUUAUAUUGGGUGUUUUACAGAGAAUUGUCAAAUGAAUUAUAGGUAACGCUUUACAAUAACAUUAACAUGCACUAACAAGGAUUUCAUAAUCAACUUGAAUUCAAUAAUUGAUGCCGAAAUUAACAUUAUUUAGCUGAUAUGAACUUAAAAAGCAAUGCAUUCAUGCAUUAACUAUUUGGACCUUAUUGUAAAGUGUUACUGAAUUAAAAAUGAAAUCAACAUC
Messenger RNA from Labeo rohita (rohu), 4644 nucleotides. It is a transcript of the gene tmem65, whose product is annotated as transmembrane protein 65. Lineage: Eukaryota; Metazoa; Chordata; Actinopteri; Cypriniformes; Cyprinidae. Gene Ontology annotation, biological process: regulation of cardiac conduction; cardiac ventricle development. Gene Ontology annotation, cellular component: mitochondrion. Bases 308 to 991 code for a protein of 227 amino acids. The transcript is spliced from 7 exons. The record is from RefSeq and is a predicted model, not a curated record.